Seminavis robusta is the source of this 480-nucleotide messenger RNA. NCBI's taxonomy places the organism in Eukaryota, Bacillariophyta, Bacillariophyceae, Naviculales, Naviculaceae. The record is from the annotation of a GenBank genome assembly.
AUGCCUCCUUUGGGUGAAGAUGCUGCUGUUCCUGAGGAUUUGCCUCGUUGGGAACUGAGCGAACGCUUUGGUUUUUCAGGGCCAACCGAUCCAGCGCUGGACAAGUACGUGGAAGAAACGGCGACUCUAUCCAAGGCGUUUCACGAGAAAUACGAAGGAAAAUUGAAGGACGUCUCGCUCAAACAAGUCAUUUCCGAAUACGAACAAAUUUCCAUUCGCCGCGGAACUGUGGGAUCCUAUCUCUCGUUGGAAUACGACACUCAAUUGGACAAUGAUGAAGUAAAGAAACGCAAGGAUGCGUUGGGUCAGUUGCAGUCGCAAACGUACGGCGAUCACCUCGAGUGGUUUAGUUUGGAUUUGGCAGCCAUGGAAGAAGCCGAUUUGCAGGUGCAAUACGAAAAGGACCCUUCACUGAAAGAGUACAAGGCGUACAUUGACGAAGAGCGACGCUUCAAACCUCACAAUUUGGCCAAAGAGUAG